AUGGAGAACUUUAUUGCUGCACAUGGCCUUCUGGUGGUUAAUGACCCAGACUCUCCACCAACCUUUUCGUCAUCUAAUGGUCAUUCCUGGAUUGAUCUAACCAUCUGUUCCAAAGGUCUCUGCUCUGUUAUUCAGAAUUGGCAGGUAGGCAUUUUUGACUGCCUCUCUGAUCACGAGUGUAUAACCUAUAGCCUAGGCUGCAAUAAUUUGCAGGAUGCAGAAGCUUCGAACAACAAGAAUGCUUUUAAUACCAAGGCAGCUGAUUGGUGCGAAUUUCAGGACACUAUUCAGCGGAUCGGCAUGCCUUCCUCUAGGAUUGUAUCACAUACUGAAGCUAAGACCUAUAUUGAGUCAGCUAUUUUCAAAAUCUCUUCCGCAUGCGUGGAAUCCAUUCCCAGGAGGAAAAACAAAAAACGGGUAACUCCAUGGUGGAAUUUGGAUUUAUCUCUUAUGCGCCAGAACAACAAUAGACUACGCAGGAUAUUCCAGAGAUGCCAUGAUGAAAGGAGGGAGGAACUGCGCUUGCAGUACCUCUCUUGCCAGAGAGGGUAUAAGGAGGCCAUAAAGAAGGCAAAACUAGAUUCUUGGAAGUCUUUCUGCGCAGGUGCGGGUAGAGACCCAUAG
Messenger RNA from Centruroides sculpturatus (bark scorpion), 624 nucleotides. RefSeq lists its product as uncharacterized. NCBI's taxonomy places the organism in Eukaryota, Metazoa, Arthropoda, Arachnida, Scorpiones, Buthidae. Gene Ontology annotation, molecular function: catalytic activity. The record is from RefSeq and is a predicted model, not a curated record. Bases 1 to 624 code for a protein of 207 amino acids. The transcript has a single exon.